CUUCGUUUCUCUCCGCAGUUUUUUCAGUUGAAAAAAAGGGAGAAAAUAAUGUAUUGUGAGGGUGAUUCGUGGGGGUGUUAUAUGCCGAUGAGCCUGAGCCUGCGGAGCAUCGAGUCGGACCCCAUAGAGAGAGUGGUGCAGCUGGCGUCGGAGAGCGCCGUGGUGAUAUUCAGCGUCAGCAGCUGUUGCAUGUGCCAUGCUGCCAAAAGACUGUUCUGCGGAAUGGGGGUGAACCCGACAGUUAUAGAGCUCGACCAUGACCCUCGAGGGAAAGAGAUGGAGAAGGCGCUGUCGAGGCUCCUCUGCAACGCACAAACUAUUCCGGUCGUGUUCAUCGGUGGGAAGCUGAUUGGUUCCAUGGACGGAGUCAUGGCUUCACAUAUUAAUGGCACCUUGGUGCCACUUCUCAAGGAGGCCGGAGCUCUUUGGCUCUGAUUCUGAUAAAUAGUGUUAGUGAAAUCAGAGUGCUAAUUAAUCAUUAACCAUGGGUUAUGAAUUUAUGAAGGAGAUGUGUAUCUAGUUUUGUCAUGUACAUUAACUAGUUUUAAUUUAGUUAA
Molecule: messenger RNA, 557 nt
Organism: Hibiscus syriacus
Lineage: Eukaryota; Viridiplantae; Streptophyta; Magnoliopsida; Malvales; Malvaceae
Product: glutaredoxin-C1-like
Exons: 1
Coding region: 49-435 (128 amino acids)
Source: RefSeq, a predicted model, not a curated record